Molecule: messenger RNA, 646 nt
Organism: Carassius gibelio (silver crucian carp)
Lineage: Eukaryota; Metazoa; Chordata; Actinopteri; Cypriniformes; Cyprinidae
Product: galactose-specific lectin nattectin-like
Exons: 6
Coding region: 55-510 (151 amino acids)
Molecular function (GO): signaling receptor activity
Source: RefSeq, a predicted model, not a curated record
ACAAAAUCAUCUUCUGAGAUUCUGAAGGCAACGAUCUGAAAACUACGGUUUAUCAUGGCAAUGCUGAGAAAUCUUCUGGUUCUUUUUUUUGUGUUCUCCAUGGGGAAUGCAGAAGUUGAUAUAGUUGAAAAAUGCCCCUUUGGAUGGACCAAUUUUGGAGUCCAAUGCUACAAGUUCUUCUCUCAGUCGGUUAACUGGGUCACAGCAGAGAGAAACUGCCAAAGUCAGGAUGCCAAUCUCGCAUCUGUGCACAGUAAAGCAGAAAACGAUUUUCUGCUGAGUCUGUUGCCUACUGCUGCCACACGUUGUUGGGUUGGUAUUCAAGAUGGAGUACAAGAAGGACAGUGGUUGUGGAGUGAUGGAACUCCAUUUGACUUUACCAACUGGGGCUCUGGAGAACCUAACAAUCUGGGUACUGAGAAUUGCGGGGAGCUCAACUGGAGCUCUAGCCGUUGGAAUGAUGCAUCCUGUUCAACUUCACUGGGCUAUAUUUGUGCUAAAGACCUGUGAGAUCUACAAUCAUCCUGCUCCACAGUUACUUGAUUGUUUUACAUUAACAUGCUCUAUCUUAUCUUAUCUUAUCUUUGCAAAAAUGGUUAUUCUCUGCAAAUUGGUCUUCUAAUCAAUAAAAAAGCAUUGGAAAAUA